GGAGGAAGUUUGUCCUUCGCGGGGACCCGUCCGGCGUUCGCGUGCGGCAAGAUGGCGGCGGUCUCAAUGUCAGAGGCGCUGAAGCGAGCGCUGUGGGGGAGAAGGGCCGUGGCUGUGGCUGUCGUUUCCCUUCCCCGGGUUCCGACCAGGUCAUUGAGUACUUCCACGUGGAGGCUGGCACAGGAUCAAACUCGAGACGCACAGCUCAUCACAGUUGAUGAAAAACUGGACCUCACUACUCUAACCGGCGUUCCGGAGGAGCACGUCAAGACUCGGAAGGUGCGGAUCUUCGUGCCCACGCGCAAUAACAUGCAGUCCGGCGUGAACAACACCAAGAAGUGGCGGAUGGAGUUCGACACCAGGGAGCGCUGGGAAAACCCCCUGAUGGGCUGGGCAUCCACGGCUGACCCCUUGUCCAACAUGGUUCUAACCUUCAGUACGAAAGAAGCCGCAGCUGCCUUUGCAGAAAAAAAUGGAUGGAGCUAUGACAUUGAAGAGAGGAAGGUUCCAAAACCCAAGUCCAAGUCUUAUGGCGCAAACUUUUCUUGGAACAAAAGAACAAGAGUAUCCACAAAAUAGAUUGGCACCGACUGAAUCUCUGUGAAUCAAGUCAGCUGUGCCGUAUUUAUAGUCCGUGUAUAAUACAGCUCUUCAACUGCUAAUAAAUUUGACCUUUCAACUACA
Messenger RNA from Pteronotus mesoamericanus, 684 nucleotides. RefSeq names its product NADH:ubiquinone oxidoreductase subunit S4 (gene NDUFS4). The record is from RefSeq and is a predicted model, not a curated record. The transcript has 5 exons. Gene Ontology annotation, biological process: electron transport chain. Bases 52 to 579 code for a protein of 175 amino acids. Lineage: Eukaryota; Metazoa; Chordata; Mammalia; Chiroptera; Mormoopidae.